CUCUGCACAGUCACUUCCUCUGAGAUGCAAAGAAUUAGAGAGACACCGAACAGUGGAAGAAAGGAGGAAGCCAUUUUGGGUCCUGGGUGACAUGUCGGCCUGGACGUCGCUGUCUUCUGUCUGGGUUCUCACUUUGGACAGACGUUGAGCUGAAGAGCGGAAGGAGCAGUGAAGCAACGAGGCCCGUCGGAGAGAGUCGAACGGCGGCCGGUUGCAGAGCCAGCGAGGGUUGGAAGUCUCCUCCAGCUGGCGGUCGGUCCGUCAGAUGCUGGUGCAGUGAAGCAGGAUGAGUUCGGACCGAGUGCCGUCCAGGUCGGAGGUGAUGGGGUGGAGCCCUCAGCAGCUGGCCGACUACCUGAGGAGGAUGAGUUUGACCGGCUGCGAUAAAGUUGUCCUGAAGAACUCCAUCAGCGGAUCCAGAUUUGUGAAUCUGAGUGAUAACGACCUCCAGAGGUUCCCCAAACUUCACACUCCGAUGAUCUCGAAGAUCAGCUGUGAGAUCAGUAAGAAGGAGGAGAAGCGAGGCCUGUUUGGGAUGAAGUCGACCAAACAUUACGAACCAGCAGAGGUUCAGGGCUGGGAUGAUGACGAGUUUGACGAUGAAGACAACGACUACGAGAGUCCGUACAGCGGAGACGAGGCGGGCAGCGGUGGAGACUACGAGUCCCCGAACGAGGACGUGGAUCCGGCCAACGACUACGAGCCUCCACCCGUCGAACCUGAAGAGGACCUGGGUGCCAAACUGCUCCCCACGAUGCAGUUACAGGACGGAGACUACAUCGACAACCAUGUGGUUCCCAGAGGCCAGCGUCCUGACGUACAUCCCCGCCCCCCUGUCCCCAUGCCGUCGGUCCGCAUGACCGGAGACUCACCUUCUAGAAGAGACGCCUCCCCUCGACCGACGGGAAAAUUUCCUCCUGGGCCGCCUCCGAUCGUUCGCGACAACAAACCGGGCAUGAAACCUAAACCCGGCAGAGACUCAGGAUCCAACCCGUCCCCCAUCGGAGGACCUCAUCGCGACACUUUGGGCCUGCCAAGCUCACAAUCCCGGAGGACUCACCCUGAUGUCUCAGAACCUGUCAAAUGGUCCAAAACUCCGCCUCCACCUCUGGCAUCCAACCCCACCAGGCCUUCGACCAACAGGUUUGAUGGAAGGCGAGAGCAAACACACGAUGAAGCUCAGAAACACAACACCUUCCCCCUUCACAAUAAAAGCUAUCCCCCCCGCCCUGGACCCCCUGUCUCACGUCCUGGAGACAGAAUGAAUCACGGUGUUCCCUCUGCAGGCUCUCUGCCACACAAACUGUCUUCCGCAGACCGAUCGUCAUUUCGUCCUCCUCCACCCACAGCAGCAAAGGUAACACAGCAACACACACAGGAGCUGGACCCUCGCUGGUAUGUGGGUAAAGUGACCCGAGGCCAGGCUGAAAAAUGUCUGAUACGAGUCCGCAAGGACGGGGCGUACCUGGUGAGGGACAGCACCCGGCAGCAGGACAACCAGCCCUUCACCCUGAUGGUCUUCUACCAGGGCAAAGUCUACAACAUCCAGAUCAGGCAGCAGAACCAGCAGUUCCAGCUGGGAACUGGACUCAAAGCCCAGGAGUCUUUCCCUUCAGUCGGCGACAUCAUCAACCAUUACUCCCAGUCUCCUCUGCUCCUCAUCGAUGCCAAAAACCGGACCUCCGGCCAACAGAACCAGUGUCAGCUGUGCGACCCGGCCGGAUACUACAUGACGGGACAGAACUGGUCCUAACCGGAUCACUAAACAGGUGAACUUUGGAUGAAUGUUCCCGUUGACAGCUGAGUUACUCGUCUUCCUGCUAACCGGACGCUGUUUUUGUGUGACGGUGAGUGAAUAACAUCAGAUUUUUAAAAAUGUUUUUUUUUGCACGUUGCUUCAUUCACUUGUUUCUGAUUGUUUGUUGGAGUUUAAAGGGACAAUUUCAGACAUAUAUCCUUUUCCUCUCAGAAAUGUUUUUGGAGCUUUUACAUGUAAUUUUUGCCAAAGAUUCACGAUGAAUGCUGUAUUUCAACAGUAUGCAACACAUUCAAACUGUCUAAAGCUGUCCUGUGGAUGUCCUCAGCUGAGCUUUGUUAAAUCUCUGUUUCAUGAUUGUAUUCACCUUCCAACCCUUUUAUCUUAAUUCAUUGUAAAUGUGUUGGGUUGAAGCAGUUUGUCACUCAGCUGUCCAAAUUAAAACAUUGUGAAACUUCAA
Molecule: messenger RNA, 2216 nt
Organism: Amphiprion ocellaris (clown anemonefish)
Lineage: Eukaryota; Metazoa; Chordata; Actinopteri; Pomacentridae
Gene: lcp2a
Product: lymphocyte cytosolic protein 2a
Exons: 22
Coding region: 287-1753 (488 amino acids)
Biological process (GO): intracellular signal transduction; cell surface receptor protein tyrosine kinase signaling pathway
Molecular function (GO): protein binding
Source: RefSeq, a predicted model, not a curated record